AUGGAAGAGUUCCGCGACGAUGAUAUCGAGAGUGUCCUCUACAUUGGCAGAGAAGUCUCGGUGUACAAGAUCCCACCCUUGAAGAAGAACGAGGGACACCGUGCUCAGGAAUGGGGGGAUCUUGGCAGCCCGCUGUGGAAAGGCCGGCUACGGAUCAUCGAGCGGUCGAGCGGGGCCAUGAUUCAAUUCGAAGAUGCUACAACUGGCGAUCUCUUCGCCAAAGCCGAUUACGAUCCAGCGAAGCCAUGCGUUGAGGCGGUGCUCGAUUCAUCACGGUAUUUUGUCGUGCGUGUCGAGGACAAUGGCAAAAGAGCAUACAUUGGCAUGGGCUUCCUCGAGCGUACUGAUAGCUUCGACUUCAAUGUGACUUUGCAAGACUACACCAAGCGCUGGAAAGCUCGGAUGAAUCCUCCGGAUGCUGCGACAGACUCACCUUCACCACACGUUCCUGCUGGUCCUAAGAAGGACUAUAGCCUGAAAGAAGGCCAGACAUUCUCAAUAUCUAUACCUGGACGGGCCAAGGCCAACAACAUCACGUCCACUAACCUCCUUGGAAGCAGCACAUCUACCAAUUCGACAUCAUUGGGAGGUGGUCUAGGUUUCCCGUUGCUCCCCCCUCCGCCAAGCGCACCAAAGAAAUGGUGAAUGGUUAGUAGGGACCCAAUUAGCUAUCGGACAUCUAGUCAACCUGCUCCAUGGUAUAUGUGGACAUUGGUAUAGGACCUGUAUACGUGUGCAGAAAUCAUGACAAAUCUAAGAGGAGAUGCUGAGAGUAUGUAUCCCUGGUCUGACACGACUGUGAUGAUUCACGGAUAGUGAUAUGCGCGCGCCGUUUCCACAUUUCAUCCCAUAGAC
Postia placenta MAD-698-R-SB12 is the source of this 855-nucleotide messenger RNA. RefSeq lists its product as hypothetical. NCBI's taxonomy places the organism in Eukaryota, Fungi, Basidiomycota, Agaricomycetes, Polyporales, Adustoporiaceae. Bases 1 to 645 code for a protein of 214 amino acids. Gene Ontology annotation, biological process: endocytosis. The record is from RefSeq and is a predicted model, not a curated record. Gene Ontology annotation, cellular component: membrane; clathrin vesicle coat. The transcript has 6 exons.